Molecule: messenger RNA, 1441 nt
Organism: Anopheles aquasalis
Lineage: Eukaryota; Metazoa; Arthropoda; Insecta; Diptera; Culicidae
Product: annexin B10-like
Cellular component (GO): nucleus; plasma membrane; vesicle membrane
Molecular function (GO): calcium ion binding; calcium-dependent phospholipid binding; phosphatidylserine binding
Source: RefSeq, a predicted model, not a curated record
UCGAUAACUGUACAUCGUGGGAGUAAUCUCACGCGUUGCUCAUUCAUUUUGCACUUUGAAAUUAACGUAUCUUCCACCUUUUUAUUUCCCGCGUGUAUCAAAAAAAAAAAAUAUCGUCACGCCUUCUAGUGCCGCGAUAAGCGAAGGCAAUCUUAUUGGCAGUGAACCAGCGAAUCCGGUCGAACUGAUAACGGAUCGAAACGCGUAUUUAUCGAGGAACCCCCUACGAAGCGCAAUUAUCAUUCUCGAACCAAUAGACGCCCGCGGAGUUUCCCAGCAGCGUUAAUUUCCCAUCCCAGUAGUGCAUUUGUUGUGCUGUUUCUUCACAAUGUCGUGGUAUUAUACGCCUAAACCGACGGUCGUGCCGGCGGAAGAGUUUGAUGCGUCCGCGGACGCAAAUGCACUUCGCAAGGCCAUGAAAGGAUUCGGCACGGAUGAGCAAGCGAUCAUCGAUAUUCUGUGUGCGCGAUCGAAUGCCCAGCGACAGGAGAUCUCGGAAGCGUUCAAGCGAGAACUUGGCCGCGAUUUGAUUGCUGAUCUCAAGUCGGAACUCGGGGGGAAGUUUGAGGAUGUCAUUCUCGCCCUUAUGCUGCCCCCGGAGGAGUACCUGUGCAAGCAGCUUCACAAAGCGAUGGACGGUAUUGGAACCGAUGAGAAGGCGCUGAUUGAAAUUAUUUCACCGCAAACGAACGAUCAAAUCAAAGCCAUCGUUGACUGCUAUGAGGAGAAGUACAACCGGCCGCUGGCGGAGCAUAUCUGCUCGGAGACCUCGGGCAGCUUCCGCCGGCUGUUGACGAUGAUCAUCGUGGGAGCCCGCGAUCCGCAGGGAACCGUUGAUCCGGAGCUGGCCGUAGAGCAGGCCAAACAGUUGUACGAUGCCGGCGAGGGAAAGCUGGGCACGGAUGAGGAGGUAUUCUACAAGAUUCUGGCUCACGCCUCCUUCGACCAACUGGAACUUGUGUUUGAAGAGUACAAGAGUUUGUCAGGACGCACGAUCGAGCAGGCACUGAAAGCGGAACUGAGCGGUGAGCUGUACGAUGCACUUAGUGCAAUCGUCGAGUGUGUCCAGAUGGCCCCCCAUUUCUUCGCCAAACGCCUUCACAAGGCCAUGGAUGGUAUUGGUACGGAUGAUGCCACGCUCAUCCGGAUCAUCGUUUCGCGCUCCGAGAUCGAUUUGCAGAACGUGAAGGAUGAGUACGAGCAGAUGUACAACAAAACGCUGCUGAGUGCAGUAAAGGAUGAAACAUCUGGAGACUACAAACGCGCCCUUUGUGCCUUGAUCGGAAAUGCCUAAUCGUCCAUAGCAGCAACCCAAGCACAAUGCAUCCGUUUUAUGUGUAAAACUGUUUCAUGCCAAGCAUAUUGCGUUCUAUUGGUUGGUUCUACAUUUCGCUGUAUCGGUGUCCACUAACGUUCUCUUGAAUAAAUCACACGAAACCUA